AUGGGGGCUGAGUUAAUGGCAGGGUUGCGGCAGGUUCGAGAGGUACACGUGGCCCAGGAUGCUGGCAGUGUGAGUGCUUGCUGCUCUUGGAAGUUAUUCCAAGCCCUAACGGAGUCAGAAUUUGAGCUCCGCGCCACCAGGGGGCGCGGCAGGGCCGUUUGCGCGGGAUCCGCCUCCCGGAAACGCCGCUCUAGGACGCUACCCGCGCUCCAGCUGCAUUUCCGCCGGCGCUGGGCGGAAGAGGAACUUCCUGCUGCUGUGAUCGCCCCGCCGGUUCUCCCGAGCCGUCCACGCCGCUGGUUUCCAUCUCCCGCAAUCCCCAGACAUCCGCAGCUUCCCGCACUGUCGGCUGUGUCUACGGCCGCUGUCCCGCGCCAUAGGUCGCGGCAGCCCGGGGCGUUGCGGGCUCCGGGGCUCUGUUGGAAGCAGAUGGAAACUCUCCGUUGGACGGCUUUGGGGGCUGUGCGUCAGGCAGCGCCCCCUUCUUUGCUGCAGGACCCUGAGCCGCAGCGCCGGAUGUGCCCCCGCGGUGUCCAGGGGGUGAGGCCUGGGUGGAUCUGCAUGUCCAGAGGCUCCAUGAGAGGUGUCUUGCAGCCAGGCGCGAGGCCACAAAUGCCCCGAGGUCAGCCUUCAGUCCGGAGGCUGUUGAAGUAAGUCCCAAGGCCGUGAGUUGUCGACCCUCGGGAUGACGUGGGAUGUGUGUUCGCUGAGACUUUUCUCCGAGGUUCUCUCGGUGCCAUUAGUAGUCACCAGAGGGGCAGAGAACGGAGAGGGAGUCCUCUAUGUGAAGCAUCCCCAGAGCACCCCGUGCUGUCCGCUCAGAGCACCUCGGAGCAGCUCUUGACUCCGCGCGUGACAUCAGAGGGUAGGUGCUGGGGCUGCGGCCGGGUCCGCUCCGGCUGGCUCUGAGUCGGGACAGCCGUGCCCCGAGAAGCCGAAGACGGGAGGUCAGCCCCACGUCCCUCUGCUGUGUCUGGAACGACUUGAAUGAGCGAACGUUUUCCUCUCGCAUUCCAGCUUCUCAUCACUUUCCCCUCUGCCUACCCAUUCAAUAAACCUUACGGACUUGC
Messenger RNA from Neofelis nebulosa (Clouded leopard), 1070 nucleotides. RefSeq lists its product as uncharacterized. The record is from RefSeq and is a predicted model, not a curated record. The transcript has 6 exons. The coding region runs from base 1 to 654 and encodes 217 amino acids. NCBI's taxonomy places the organism in Eukaryota, Metazoa, Chordata, Mammalia, Carnivora, Felidae.